GCCGUGUUUCGGCGUUUCGCUUUUCCAACAAAUGACGAUGAAAUAUUUUAAUGAAUCAAGUUAAUUAAAAAAGGACACAAGCAUGGCUGAUCUAAAUGUGGAAGUGCCGUACAAACUGUUAAAGAACUUAAUGUCAUUAGCAGCAAUGGAGGAACAUAGCAUGCUGAAACUAGCAGGAUUAACACUCCUGCAAGAAUUUCUCAAAAAUGACCCCAAGGGUGAGGUCAAACUGUCAUUUUUGCAGAAUGGAAUCUUGGAACCAUUGCUAUUGACUUUUGACAAGGGCAUGGACAACCCCAGAGACCUGGUGUAUCUUGAUGUGUCUUUGAAUUGCAUUUUCUUCCUCUCAGAGCUUCCUGUAAGUCCAGUCCAACCACUAAUCUGUGAGCAAGUGAUAAAAAGAAUGAUACAGCUAAUUGACCAAAAAGGUGCCUUCUACCAUUACUUACCCAGUGUAAAACUAAAUCUUCAGAAGGUGUGUGAAAAUAAACAUUUGGUUGGUAGAGUUCAUGGAACUAACAUGAAUGCUGAUCAAUGGGAUAGAGUAUAUAGGACAAGCAAAGAUCAGGUGACAUCCAUUCUUAGUCUGCCAGAGAUUGUGUAUGUGUGUGACAUUGUUGAUUCUGGAGGUUAUGAAGGAGGGCUUAACAUCAGAGAACAUCUUCUAAGUAGGAACUUAGCCUGGGCUGAUACAAAAUCAGUCAGACCUAGCAAGACAGAUGACGAGGGGGAUUGGAAAGACAUAUUAAUCACCCAUGUUGUAGAAGGACCAGUUUUCUGGGCACAGACUGGGAUAGAGACCAUUCAGAAUGCCCAGAAGAUCCAAGCCAUAUUGAAUGUGUACUGGAAAAAUGGAGCACUAGAAAAUUACAAGUGCAAAAAGGGGGACACGGUAGUGGUCCUACAGGUCAUCAACAAUGAGGUUUCUCCAAUUCGAGUCUCAGUGAAGGAAGUGAACACAAGGGGAGUUCAUGCAUGGGCGCUUGAUUUUGGACAGAUCAUAACUGUUGACAAGAAGAAUGUUUUUGUUUUACCAUGUGAGGUUCGACUGGAUGUUUUUCCUCCACAAGCUUCUCUAUGUUGUAUUGAUGGCCUACAGAUGCCCCCAUGUAGUGAAUCAGCUGUUGGGACUGGACUAUCCAUACUGUGUAACCUAGUCAAACGGUCCUUUCCAUCAGGGCACCUGCUUCAGCAAUUGGGUGGAUUAGAUGUGUGUUUAUCUUUCCUGAAGACCUGUCCUAAUGUGGAUUUAAAACUACAGACCUGUCAAUUACUGUGCAACCUCUCCUGUAACCCUGCCAUCUCCAGCAAAUGUUCAGAGAACCAGUUUAUUCCUGUUAUGAUUGACUGUUUACAGGAGUACUUUGAAAUGAAACCUUCAACUCAGAAGAAUGAACUCUUGUUGGCCUGUCUCAGAACCUUGUCCAAUCUGAUGCAUUUUAAUGAUGUUAACAGGUCCAUAUUUUACCAAUACCAAGGUAUGGAAGCUGUGUUAAAGGUCUCUUUGCUGAAAGAUAGAAACCAUAGUGUAUACAAGGCAGCUACCAAAUGCAUCAAGAUGUUUAUCUGUAAGGCCUUGGAGAGGAACACAAAGGAUGAUGCAAUAAAGAAAAAGAAAAAAUCGAGCUUUGGGAAAGGAGAGAAAUCCAAAAUAAGUCGGGACACCCCACUGGUUAUGUCAAAAGUUCUUGAAGAAAAGGAUGAAAAUGACAAAUUUAUAUGGAAACCAAAAGCUAUAGAGAAAGUUGUGGAUGAGUCCAGAUUUCAGGAGGUUGAGAGCAGUGAUGAUGAACUUACAAACCACCCAGUCUCUUUGUUCAGUUCUCAGCUGAAGGAACAAGCCCAAAUGUCUGCAGAUAGACCUGCAGUGGCAGUAGAUGUAGCUGAUGUGUAUAGAAGUUCUCAACAGAAAGAGGUGUUUGUAUUAGACUCUGUUGUGCCCAUUCAGAACAACUCUACUAAUGAACUAAGGCCAAACAAGACCAUCCAAACUAUUUCUGUGAACACAGUUGUUCAACAUGUUUGUGGAAUGCUGAAUAGUGGAAAAGGAGGCAACAUAUAUUUUGGAUUAUCUCCCACUGGAAAGGUUAUAGGGAUGAACUUUACCCGUGAUGAUCGGGACGAGUUUCGUAUCGGCGUAGACAGGAUGAUGACAGAUCGUCUCCGACCCUGUCUUCUCCAUUCCUGCUUUGACGUGGUUUAUACACCUGUUGUACAAAGGCUGGAAGCUGAGGAUGAUGGGUCACAAGACUUAACGAACAUUCCAGACCUGUUUGUUGGAAAGAUAGUUCUUACUCCAUCAAAAGGCACCUUUUACACAGUGACACCCGAGGAGGAUUGUUACUACAGGUUUGGGUCCCGUACAACUUCCCUGUCUAUCCAGGAACUAAGACAUUUGAUCAUUCUAGAAGAAGAAGAGGAAUUUCGAGAUAAGAUAAACAAUUUGAAGGCAGAAUUAAAAUCUCUGCAGCAACAGGCGGGAGAUGAAGGCUGAUAUUCCCAGUCAGGUUACAUUUUGAUACUUCAUCAGUAUUGUGUUCCCUUACAUGUGAAGAAUUUUGUUCUUCAAGAGAUAUGAUGAAAACAUGCCAAAAGCUUCUUGACCAUUUUGUAGUUUUAUAAUACUCAGGGAAGUCUAGCUGGAUGUUUACUGUUAUUUACUUUUAAUAUUUACUUUGUUUACUAGUGUUUUCUAGUUUUACAGUUAUUUUAGAUAUUUCUGGAAUACAAUACAUGUUACUUGCCCAAAUGAUUUCUUUUGAACAUUGGGAGCCUUUCUUUUUGAAAAAUUUUCUUCAGAGAUAUCUUAUUUUAACAAUUGUUAAAAAAAUAAGCAGUCUUUAUGU
Saccostrea echinata is the source of this 2846-nucleotide messenger RNA. RefSeq lists its product as uncharacterized. The transcript has 14 exons. Bases 83 to 2494 code for a protein of 803 amino acids. Lineage: Eukaryota; Metazoa; Mollusca; Bivalvia; Ostreida; Ostreidae. The record is from RefSeq and is a predicted model, not a curated record.